This is a messenger RNA of Strongylocentrotus purpuratus (purple sea urchin), 2080 nucleotides long. It is a transcript of the gene tmem214, whose product is annotated as transmembrane protein 214-A-like. Gene Ontology annotation, cellular component: endoplasmic reticulum; Golgi apparatus. The transcript is spliced from 17 exons. The coding region runs from base 32 to 2017 and encodes 661 amino acids. The record is from RefSeq and is a predicted model, not a curated record. Lineage: Eukaryota; Metazoa; Echinodermata; Echinoidea; Camarodonta; Strongylocentrotidae.
GUUAUUUCAUAAUUUUCAGAAGCUUCUCAAAAUGUCGACGAGUGGAGAAAAGUGGGAAACAGUUUCACACAAAAAGAAGGCCACUGUGGCCGAUAAAAAGGCGGCGCAGAAAGCAUUUGUUCAACAUGCUCCAACUGUGGAUCAAAUGUCUCCUCUGCGAGAAAACUCCACCAUGUUCAGUGAGGCCUUCACGAACGGCUCUGCCAAGGGUGCAAAGAAGGCCAAUGGGGAUGCAAGCCAGGGGGGCAAGAAGCCAAACCCGACCCCGCAGCAACAUAAGAAGAAGAAAGGGGGCAGUGAUGGAAAGAAGAAGCCAGAGAGAUUCAACACACUUGACGAAGCCCUAGAUGCACUUCAGGUCGCCGAGGUCAAGGAUCAACUGGAAGAGGUCAAGGCUCGUGUGCCUGAUUCACCAGCUCUAUGGUUAGGAGACUUGGCUCUACUUUUGAACAGGAAAUUACUGACCAAAGAAUUUGAUCCAACCUUCCCCGAUAAGCCAUCUGAUUAUCCAUUAUGUAAGAUGAACAGCUCGGUGAGGAAGCUCUUAAAGAACCUCAUGGAAACCUACCCUGAGAGGAUGCUCAGUAUGUUCUUCCAACACUGUAUCAGAGAGGUUGAGACCGAUCUGCCUAAAGGAAAUGCAGUGAAUGGAUAUCGGAUCUUUUUGCAGCUCCUGGCUGUGGAAUAUCCUCAGUUUGUCACCAAUCGCAUCUCAGAUUAUCUAGAGGUCUUCAAGAGGAGACAGAGUGACCGCGCCACUUGUCUGACCAUCCUAUGGGGCUGUAUUCAGGCUGGUCAGCAUGAUCCGGUCAUUGGCCUGCAAGUUUGGAGUAAGCUAAUGCUCCCUCUCCUUGGCCAUAAGAUGGUUUCUCCCUAUGCUAUUUCUACUCUGGACCGCUUCUUAGGGCAGAAGCUUGAUGAGAAACGUGCCAGCCAGGUCCUAGGUCCAAACGAGUUCUUCCCCAUUCUCGACUAUGUCUUCACACCAAACAACUCACUCCAACCUAACUUACAGAAGCAACUGUUGGGCCAUUACCCUAGACUUAAGCGUCUUGCCUUCCGUGAGAACCCUGAAUCCAACCUGAGGAAUUUCUUUCCUUCUCUGCUAGCCAGAACAACGGACCACUGCCCUGUUGCCCUCAAGACCGAGCUACUGGAGUGCCUUGUAUUUUGCCUGUGCCAGGAUCAGCAUUGUUUCAGUGAAUGGCGUCAGAUGUAUGACUCUCACAUGAAACAAUCUAGUCUGUUGAUGAAUCACAUCAUCAAAGUAUGGGACCAAGUCAAGCUUCCCAAGAAACUUCUCCAGGAGACGGUACGAGCAUUCAGCGUGACAAAUGAGGAACAGCUUGCUUUGAAUCAGGCCAGUAUCAGGCGCGUUCACAUCGAGGAGUGCAAGGUAGCGUGCGAGGAAUUACUGGAGAAGAUGAGCAGUUUCAGGAUGCCAUGGAAGACGUUGAUCUCUGUCGUCUUUCUUGCUAUCAUGACUUUCUUGGCCAUGGACUUCUAUACCAGCCAUGGCUUCCAAGGUUCCAGGACAGAGGUAUUCCUUCAGAAAUCAGGUCUCCUUGCUAUUUCCAAACAGGCUUGGACCAAAAUCUCCCUCUUUACUACCAACAUCAUGGGAUGGCUGCAGGUGAACGCACCGAUCUACUAUGCCAAGGUCAGUGAACUUUGUGGACCUUACCUCGCCCUAGCGCUGGAGAAGCUGUACGACCUGUGGGCGUGGUUUGUUACCGUGACGACCCCUCUCAAGGAUUGGAUCGCAGUGAAUGCCCCCAUCUGGUUGGAUUGGAUCCUGGCACAGACUGUCGAGAUCCUACAGCGUCUGAUGGUCUGGCUCACCCAGUUGUGGGAGGUCGUGUCCGAGUACGCCAUCGCCGGCUGGAUCGUCGUAGCACCGUACCUGCAGCAAGCCUGGGACCUGACUGUGGUCUACGUGGCCCUGGUCUGGAAUGCUGUGUACCCAGUCCUGGACCAGGCGUGGGACAUGCUAAAAACGACAUUCAGCAAGACGUAGACCCAGGCUUCCGGAUGAAACAGCAAUUCAAUCAUCGAGUUUCAUCUGGAUAUACCGAGCAAA